UGGGAUAUGGCAGUGAAUUUAUAGGGUACAGAGGAAUAACAUUUGAGUCCUCAAGAAUGGCAACGCAUGGAGGUAUCAUGGGCGAAAUAGUAUACUCUGUUAUGUCCAUGAGCAGUAGCUCAUAUCUAUAGGCGACGCUUACCAUUUUCCAUCAGGUGGGCCGUCAGCUUGUUUGUUAUUUUAAGUUGCAUAAAAAAGAUGUAAAUCAGGUGAGGCGCAGGCGAUAUUAACAUUUUUUCUGUAACAACAAAUACAUCUACCGACACUUAUUACAGAGUAUGGUUCUUGCGUGCAGAUGGAGAGAUAUCUAAUGAAAUACAUUUUGCGAACUCAAAAUGUUUUGCGACAUAAAGUUAUAAUUUGGUAAAAAUUAGGUGAUAAUUGUAACAAAGGGAUUGAAAUAAUUUACAAAACACGUUCGUUAUCUAAAGUGUAGUUACUUGCUGGCAUUGCUGUUAAUUUGCUGGUGUUGAGUGGUGGCUUGAGCAUAGGUUACAGCGCCACCCUGUUGCCACAACUCAAGAAUGACGUCUCGUACUCGCAUGAUUCUAGCUACGAUUCAUGGAUUGCUUCCUUGACACCGUUAUCCAUGGCAUUGGGCUGCUUAUGUUGCGGAUCGUUUAUCGAUAGAUUUGGUAGAAAAAUGGGUUUGGUCAUUUGUAUCGUACCUUCUUUAAUGGGAUGGCUCAUGCUUGGAUUUACCAACAAUAUCGUUUGGACACUAUUAGGAAGAUUCUUCGCCGGAUUCUGCAGCGGAGCCUACAGACCAAUGGGUCUUGUAUAUCUCAGUGAAAUUACAGAUCCAAAGCGCAGAGCUAUAGCGCUUCUCUCAACGUCCGUGUCAUCAAAUUUCGGAGUACUUUGCAGUCACGUAAUUGGAUCAAAUCUAUAUUGGAGAACAGCCGCUUUUAUAUUUGGUUUACCAAACAUAUUGUCAUUCGUACUAUUUAUUACUUUAAAAGAAAGCCCUCUAUGGUUGAUAUCUAAAGGGAAAACUGAUAAGGGAGAAGAAAUUUUCAAAUGGUUCAGAGAAAAAAGUGAAACAUCAGAGAAGGAACUACGAAGUGCUAUGAACAAAUAUGAGGACAUAUCACCGCAUAUGUCUUUGAGGGAAUUAUUUAGAAUAUUACGUAGCAAAAUGUUUAUAAAGCCUUUGGCAAUAACAACAUUGCUUGUUGCUUCAACGCAAUUGUCAAACGUGAAUACUAUAUGUUACUAUGCUCUUGAUAUUUUUGGAAAUACAUUCCCUGAAAAUAUCGACAGUGCCUUGGUGAUGGUUAUAUUCGAUUGUUUAAGGGUCGGGUGCAGCAUUACGACUAUCGUUUUCUCUAAAUGUUUACCUCGUCGGUCCACUUUUUUGAUCUGUGGCUUCGGAACUACUGCGUUCCUUGUUGGACUUGUAUUUUACAUGUCUUUUGAUACGUCUAAUUUAGUUUGGUUAGGUAUGACAUGUUUAAUUCUUUAUAUAUGCUCAGCUAGUAUAAUGGUGACUACGGCUUGGUCGUUUGUUAGUGAAUUAUUCCCCGGUACAGUUCGCGGCUUGGGAUCAGCGAUGAGUAGCUUCAUUUUGUUUAUUUUACAAUUUAUUUGCGUCAAAAUAACACCGGACUUUAUGAAUACAUACGGUAUGCCUGCUAUUUACGCUGGCAGUGCUAUUGUAGUUUUUGUUUGUACAUUAAUUUUAUGUUUCAUAUUGCCAGAGACAAAUGGAAAAAGUUUACAAGAAAUCGAGGAUGGUAUAGAGAGUAGAAAAUAAAUAACUUUUUUUUUUAAUAAUUGAAUAAAAUUUAUGAAGCUAUUGCUUUGUAAAGUAAUGAAUAUACAAAAUUUAAUAAGUUGGAAACUAAAUCCUUUCAUACUUAGUAAGAAGUCAGGAUUUUUUCAGAGAAAUUGCUUCAUCAUUAUCAUUAUCGAUAUUUCCAAAGACUUUAUAUCAUUGCUUUGUAUAUUUGUAAGUAGAUAAUAAAAUAUUAUUGUGAUAUUAUUACUAUGUAAUUAUUACAUUUAAUUUUUAAUAAAAACAUUAUUUUAUUUUCCAGUGUAUUUUCAUGUUUACUUUUUAUUUUUUUUAUUUAUUAACUUGAUUUGUCAGUACCCAUCAUAAUUUAAAAAUAUUUGAACUAUUUUGAGUCGUAAUACAAUAAUAGUAGGUAGUAAUUUAUAUUUUAAUGAAUAACUCGUCUUGACCUAAUUAUUUUUCUAGAACCGAGUAAAUAAUUUCUGCCAUUAUUGAUAGUAAAAAAAGUGUAUUUAAAAUGAAAAUAAACACUGAUUUUGUAUUAAUUUAACAUCAAUUAAUUAUUAAUAUUGACCUACUUUUCAUACAAUAAUGAAAUAAAUGUUUUUUAAUUAUUUACAAGGCGAUAUGCGUAGGCCAACAAUAUCUUACAAAGUAUUCCAAAUUUAUAAUCUAUAAGAUUCAGUAGGUGCGCUGUGAUAGACGGAUGAACUUUGUUAUUUUGUCCGUAUGUUUACCAUACCAUAUUAACUGUUUCCUGUCCAUUGCUGAACGUAGGGCUCCACAGGGCAUAGACCCUAUUAAGGAGUUUUGUCAGUGGUAGACAGGUUGGCAACCGCAGUGACGUUUUGGUGAUGUUUUUGGGAAGGACGCCGCUGUUUAUCUCCCAACCUUUAAAUUCUCUUAGUCGCCUUUUAUGACACCCUGGGGAAAGGAAGAGGUGGCCCAUACUAUGAUGGGGCCUUAAUUGUCCGUGUGUUUGGUACACUUAAAUUGAAAAAUUGUAAUGAAAUUAUGUACCGUUGAAUUUUUAAAUAAAACUUUGUAAUUUAGUUUAAGGUAACAUAUAAUUUAAAAUGCAAUAAAACAUAUAAUGUA
This is a messenger RNA of Galleria mellonella (greater wax moth), 2836 nucleotides long. RefSeq names its product facilitated trehalose transporter Tret1-like. NCBI's taxonomy places the organism in Eukaryota, Metazoa, Arthropoda, Insecta, Lepidoptera, Pyralidae. The transcript is spliced from 3 exons. Gene Ontology annotation, molecular function: transmembrane transporter activity. Bases 590 to 1756 code for a protein of 388 amino acids. The record is from RefSeq and is a predicted model, not a curated record. Gene Ontology annotation, cellular component: membrane. Gene Ontology annotation, biological process: transmembrane transport.